This is a messenger RNA of Magnolia sinica, 858 nucleotides long. RefSeq names its product HMG-Y-related protein A-like. The record is from RefSeq and is a predicted model, not a curated record. The transcript is spliced from 2 exons. NCBI's taxonomy places the organism in Eukaryota, Viridiplantae, Streptophyta, Magnoliopsida, Magnoliales, Magnoliaceae. Gene Ontology annotation, molecular function: nucleosomal DNA binding; double-stranded DNA binding. Gene Ontology annotation, biological process: nucleosome assembly; chromosome condensation; negative regulation of DNA recombination. The coding region runs from base 109 to 630 and encodes 173 amino acids. Gene Ontology annotation, cellular component: nucleosome; nucleolus; nucleus.
UGAAAGUCGAUACAUCCCCAACCCCACCUUUUAAAAUCCCCCACCCCUUUCCUCCUUCCUUGCAAACAGUUCCCCUCUCUGUUCCUUUCAUCUGUCUCCGUGACCAUCAUGGCCACAGAAGAAGUCAAUAAACCUCCUUCCCUUCCAUAUUCCGAGAUGAUUCUUGCAGCAAUUGAAGCUUUGGAUGACAAGAACGGAUCCAGCAAAUCUGCAAUCUCAGAAUACAUCGAGUCAUCUUACGAUGAUCUCCCGCAAGACCACUCGACGCUCCUGGCUGACUACCUCAACAGAAUGAAGGAAUCUGGUGAGCUUACCAUGCUCAAGAACAACUACAUGCGGCCCAAUCCUGAUGCUCCGCUGAAGAGGGGGCGUGGUCGUCCACCCAAAGCGAAGCUGCCAAUCCCACCUGGGACGGUCGUUUCCCCACCGCGGCCACGUGGCCGUCCGCCAAAGCCUAAGGACCCUUCGGAUUUGGCAGCUGCACCAGUUAAGGUUUCUGGCCCGCCCAGACCCCGUGGACGCCCCCCAAAGAAGGCCCGUCCUGCUGUUGGGAUGUCAACGGGCUCGCCUAGGCCUCGUGGGAGGCCACCAAAGGCAAAGGCGCCAUUUGCAGUCGUGGGUUUGGACUGAGAUGAGUAGUUUGUGCUGAUUUACUCCCUCCCCCUUUCCUUUUUAGUUUUACCUUUCCUUUUGUUAUAAAAUGAGUGUGUUUGUUGUAAUUGCAUGUACAUUAUGCAGCUGUUGAAGCCUCUAGUUUCUUCUCUAUCUUCAUUUGGAAUGAGUCUGGUCAUUGUACACUCUUAUCUCUGCACAUGUGGUGGACAUGUAUGAGAUCUGAACUGUUCAUCUGUUGGGUCA